Meloidogyne enterolobii is the source of this 1465-nucleotide messenger RNA. NCBI's taxonomy places the organism in Eukaryota, Metazoa, Nematoda, Chromadorea, Rhabditida, Meloidogynidae. The record is from the annotation of a GenBank genome assembly.
CGGCUUUCUGUUUUUCAAAAAAAUUUUUUUUCAAUUCCUCUGGGAUUUACUGAUUAUCUAUUUUUGUUUUUUUCAAGCCUGUGCCGGUUGCGGAGACCACCUCCAAUCAGGACAAAUACUUUUGGCAAUGGGGCAUAGUUGGCAUGUUUGGUGUUUUAAAUGUGCAGAGUGCGCGGCUGUUCUCCAAGGGGAAUAUAUGGCUUAUGGUGGGAGGCCUUUGUGUUUGAGGGAUUAUGACAGAAUAGCAGGAGUAAAAUGCUGUGAAUGUGAUCGCUUUAUCGCUGGAAAAGUUUUGGAGGCUGGCGGUUAUAAAUUUCACCCAACCUGUGCUAGAUGUUCACGUUGUCAACUUCCGUUUGAAGAAGGGGCAGAAAUAUAUAUGCAAGGAAAUGAAAUUUGGCAUCCAAAUUGUGAACAUUAUUUAACUACUGAAAAUAUCGCGGUCUCAAAAUCGCCAUCAAAGGGUACUAAAUUCCAACCACAUUUUGGUCAGCAUUUGACUUACAUGUAUAUGUUACCAGAAGCUGAGCAAACUUAUUUAAAACAUCCCAUAGCUCCAAAUCCUCCACAACCAACACAAUUCCACACUCCACAUGGACCGGUAAUAAAAAUAAGAAAAUCGCGUUAUUCGAUGCUCAAAACUGGAAUGCAAAGACUAACUGAGGAUUUGGAGAGAACACGUCCUCGUUCGCGCUCCUCUUCUGUAGAUAAUGAAGAACCUAUAGAAUUGGCACAUUACCCAGGGGCUAAAGUGCCCGAUCCUGAUCAUGUACCGCCAAUAGAUAGAGAAGAUUUCCCAGCACCUCCCUACCCUUAUGCUGUAGAAGAAUUAAAAAGGCGUCUAUCCUCCUCUUCAAUAGAAAAUGAUGAAGACGAAGAAGAAGAAUUGUUAAAUGCCGAAGGAAAAAUUUUAAGACAAGAAGAAAGAGUACAAAAACACGUUAAAGCUUUAGACACAAUAGACAAAGAUUCUUCUAUAGCUUACGUAAUUAAACAAAAUUUGGUUGAACAAACAGAAAGAAAGAGAGGAGGAAUUGAACAACAAAGAUUACAUUGGGACCCGAGAAAUGCGAGUAGAACACCUUCAGCGAAGAAAAUGCCCCAUUUAAAAUUUAGAUAUGAUACGCCUAUUAAUGCUUGUAAGGAGAUUUUUUUGAAGAAAAUCAGAAUUUUUAUGAAAAUUAGAAUUCUGAUGGCUCCAUCAAGGCAUUUAAAUCGCCCAAAGCCUUGGAUUUUUUGGAAAAAUGGUAGCGGGGAGGAGCGUGCAGCAACAACAGCAAUUCCAAGUUUUCAUUUACCACAAAGCAGGAUGUGUACAAUGGAUGGAAGUGCUAGGGCUGUAACAAUGCCUGACGGCUAUGGAUAUUAUGCUGGUGGUGGGGGUGGAGCUGAUACAACAAUUAGCACACAUUAUUCUGACCGUGAGAAGAAAUUUUUUUGUAAAAGAGAUAAAGAUGGCGCUUGA